Molecule: messenger RNA, 1598 nt
Organism: Ictalurus furcatus (blue catfish)
Lineage: Eukaryota; Metazoa; Chordata; Actinopteri; Siluriformes; Ictaluridae
Gene: bbs5
Product: Bardet-Biedl syndrome 5
Exons: 12
Coding region: 149-1177 (342 amino acids)
Biological process (GO): cilium assembly; intracellular transport
Cellular component (GO): ciliary basal body; BBSome
Molecular function (GO): phosphatidylinositol-3-phosphate binding
Source: RefSeq, a predicted model, not a curated record
GGACGCGGUGUCCGCUGUUACCACGGUGACGCAGAGACGCUGGUCUUCAAAUCCUUUUAUCCGCCAGCUAGCGAGUGUCAUCGAGGGGAAAUCUCGGUUUCAGACCUGAAGUCGUUUGUUUAGUUUACGGUGUGUUUGACGGCUGAUCAUGGCGGGAGUGUUAGACGCGCUUUGGGAGGACAGAGAUGUUCGCUUCGACAUCACACCACAACAGAUGAAAACCAGGCCGGGUGAGGUACUCAUCGACUGUCUGGAUUCAAUUGAAGACACUAAAGGAAAUAAUGGCGAUAGAGGAAGACUCCUGGUGACCAAUUUAAGAAUCAUCUGGCAUUCUGUCGCCUUGCCAAGGGUUAACUUAUCUGUGGGAUACAAUUCCGUCAUAAACAUCACAACAAGAACAGCAAAUUCAAAAUUGCGGGGACAGACUGAAGCUCUCUACAUCCUGACUAAAUCAAAUAACACAAGAUUCGAGUUUAUUUUCACCAACGUCAUUCCUGGAAGUCCAAGACUCUUCACUUCUGUCAUUGCUGUACACAGAGCUUAUGAGACGUCUAAAAUGUACCGGGAUCUCAAAUUAAGAGCAGCUUUGAUUCAGAAUAAGCAGCUGAGAUUACUGCCACGCGAACAAGUGUAUGAUAAAAUCAAUGGAGUUUGGAAUUUAUCCAGUGAUCAGGGUAACCUGGGCACGUUUUUCAUUACUAAUGUGAGGAUAGUGUGGCACGCCAACAUGAACGAAAGCUUCAACGUCAGCAUUCCCUACUUGCAAAUACGCUCUAUAAGGAUUAGAGACUCCAAGUUUGGACUUGCGCUUGUGAUCGAGAGCUCUCAACAGACAGGUGGAUAUGUACUGGGUUUUAAGAUCGAUCCACUGGACAAGUUACAGGAUGCCGUGAAAGAAAUAAACUCUCUUCACAAAGUCUAUUCUGCAAACCCUAUCUUUGGUGUGGAAUACGAGAUGGAGGAAAAGCCACAGCCGUUGGAAGAGCUAACAGUGGAGCAGCCUCCUGAUGAUAUAGAGAUCGAGCCAGAUGAACAGACUGAUGCUUUUACAGCGUACUUUGCUGAUGGGAACAAGCAACAAGAUCGGGAGCCAGUGUUCUCUGAAGAGCUGGGUUUAGCAGUGGAGAAGUUAAAAGAUGGCUUCACGCUACAAGGACUUUGGGAGGUCAUGGGUUGAAAAAUUUUGUGGACAGAAAAAGUGAUGUUAGGUGAUGAUCAGUAUAACGUGUUAAUCAUGAGAGUAUUUAAAGGCUAAAUGGAAAAAAGUUGUUUUGUAUUAUUGUUGUUUUAAUGUUUACAGAAGUUUGUAUUUAAUAUCUAGUUGUAUUUAUUUAUUUCCAGACUUAAUUUAUAUAUUGUGUGUAUAUAGAAUGAAAAUUAAUACUAUUAAAUUACUACUAUGAAAAAUAUUACUAUAUAUAGUAUGAUGAAUUACUAACAAUAUCAGUGUAUAGUUAUUAAUAUUCUUAUGAUUGAAUCAUGUCAGUUUAAGGCAGAAAUAAAUGGAUGAAAGAUUUGUAUGCUAUCAACUUUCUAGGUGUACUUUGUCAAAAAAAAAAAAAAAUUUCUACUAGAGCGUAAUAAAUCUACCAAAACAG